UUGAUUUGGUGUGCAAUGAAUGGAGUGUUUGUGUUGUGGGAUGUGUUGUGCGGACACAAGCGGUGACAUCAUUGAUGGGUUGGUGUUUGACUGCACAGUCAUUACAGUCUGUAAUAGUGUUAUAGUGUUUGACUCAUUGGCACUGAAUGUGAGACAAAUCAUACCAACAAAACACUGGCAUCUCUUGUAUUGUCUUCUCCUGUCUUUUAGUUACCAUUCAUUCAUAUCAUAGUCUAAAUCGCGGCCACAGAUUCACACAUGGAUUUACAGUCGGCUCUACUCUCCAGGUUCACGUCAGCCAUCCCGACGCCGAUGCGGUUACGCGAUCUGAUCCGUCAAAUCCGUGCCGCGCGGACGGCGGCCGACGAGCGGUCAGUUGUGCAGAAGGAGUGCGCGUACAUCCGCUCCACGUUUCGCGAAGAGGACAACGCGUGGCGGUGUCGUAAUGUCGCCAAACUGUUGUACAUUCAUAUGUUGGGAUAUCCGGCACAUUUCGGACAGCUCGAAUGCCUUAAAUUGAUUGCUUCGCCGCGAUAUACAGACAAACGGAUCGGAUAUUUAGGAGCAAUGCUUCUGUUGGAUGAGCGACAAGACGUUCAUCUCCUCAUCACUAACUCGCUUAAGAAUGAUUUGAACUCUCAAACCCAGUUUGUGGUCGGAUUAGCCCUCUGUUGUUUGGGAGCCAUCUGUUCGCUUGAGAUGAGCCGAGACUUAGCCGGAGAAGUGGAACGACUCAUGAAAUCGUCCAACACUUAUAUCAAGAAGAAGGCGGCCUUAUGUGCGGCGAAGAUUGUCCGCAAAGCUCCUGAAUUGAUGGAAAUGUUUUUACCCGCCGCUAGAAGUCUAAUCACUGAGAAAAAUCAUGGCUGUCUUAUAACUGGAAUUAUUUUGAUAACAGAAAUGUGUGAACAAAGUAACGAAACGUUAGGUUAUUUCAAAAAGUCCACUGAGGUUUGUCUCCACUUCAGUCACUAUAUUCCUAUGGUUCCAAAUCUGGUGAGAAUCCUAAAGAACCUAAUAAUGGCCGGCUAUUCGCCCGAACACGACGUGUGUGGUGUCAGCGAUCCAUUCCUUCAAAUCAAAAUCUUACGCCUUUUGCGGCUUUUGGGGCGAAAUGACUCCGAAAGCAGUGAAACAAUGAAUGAUAUUUUAGCUCAGGUGGCCACAAAUACUGAGAGUAGUAAAAAUGUUGGAAACGCUAUUUUGUACGAAACGGUAAUUUCUAUUAUGGAAAUCAAAUCGGAAGGCGGUCUAAGGGUUCUGGGAGUCAACAUUUUGGGUCGAUUUUUGCUCAACACCGACAAAAAUAUACGUUACGUAGCGCUCACUACUCUCCUGAAGACAGUGAGCGCCGAUUACAACGCUGUCCAAAGACACCGAACAACGAUUGUCGAGUGUCUCAAAGACCCCGACAUUUCGAUCCGCAAGAAAGCUAUGGAAUUGUGUUUCGCAUUAAUUAAUACAAAUAAUAUCCGAACGAUGUCUAAGGAAUUGAUAAUAUUCCUGGAAAAGGCUGAUCCGGAAUUCAAGUCGAUUGUGUCGUCCAAUCUGUGCAUCAGUGCCGAGAAGUACUCUCCCGGCCAUAAGUGGCACAUCGACACAGUCAUCAAAAUACUAACGACAGCUGGCAAUUAUAUCCGAGACGAUGUGGUCGGAAGUCUUAUAGAAUUAAUAUCAGCCACAAAUUCGCUGCACAGUUAUGCCGUCCAACAGUUAUACAAACAACUCAUCGGAGACUUAGAGUCCAAACAGCCGAUGAUUCAGGUGGCGAUGUGGGCGUUGGGCGAGUUCGCUGACCUCUUAACAGUUCCGGUCGAUGGCUUGGAUUCAAACGAUUCGCAUCCUAUAGAGGCGUUGGAUGUGAAGGAAGACGAUGUGAUCGACAAAUGCGAAAAACUGCUGAUCGAAAGCGGUCUGUCUUUAGUCACUAGAGAGUACACAAUCGGCGCUCUAAUCAAACUGAGCGCCAGAUAUCCGAACACUGCUCCGCGCGUUAAGAGUAUAAUUGAUGUCUUUGGUUGCGAUCACAGCGUAGAACUGCAACAGAGGGCCGUUGAGUUCGCCUCACUCUUUAGUAAACACAAUCACUUGAGAACCAGUCUUCUCGAGCGGAUGCCUCCCAUGACUGUUAGGGCAGACAAACGCAAUGGCCUUCAAAAUGGAGACACCGCUGAAGACGAUUAUAACAAUGACAUCGUGACCAAUAGUUUCGGUAAUAAUAACACUAAUAGCAACACUACUAACACUAAAUCAACCGAUAAGACGAGCAGUUCAGCCCUUCUGGAACUCUUAGACUUGGGUUCGCCCGCAAAAAGUGUUGAAACAAUUAAAUCAACGCCAAUAUCGCAAUCGACAGCUAAUAACGUUUUAGACCUUUUAGAAGGACUUGAGUUGAAUCCAAGCCAACCGUUUGAUCACAACCCGCUCGGCAUUCCUCCGCUCGUCAAUAAUAAUAUAGCAAAUGAUACGCAAAUCAAUAAUCUUUUCGACGGUUUUAUAAAUGAUGUCAAACCUAUUGAACAAAUUAAUAACUCGAUUGAAUCGAUCGUCGCUUUUAAUAAGAAUGGAUUAAAAAUCGAUUUUAGUUUCGAAAGACCCGCCGAUAACUCGUCUCUAACUAUCAUAUCAUUGUUGGCCACCAAUUCCAGUCCCCAUCCAAUGGAUGACUUCCUAUUCCAAGCCGCUGUUCCUAAGACAUUCCAAUUACAACUAAUGCCGCCGUCGAGUAAUCGAAUCGGCGAAAACAAUUCGGGUGCUGUUGUGCAAGAGAUCAGAGUAUUGAACCCAAAUAAGAAUCAGCUGAAGAUGAGACUCAGGCUCUCGUAUCAACACAACGGCAAUGACGUGACGGAACAGUCGGACGUAAGUAACUUUCCGGUCACGUCCUGGCAAUAGGAACGGCCAUUAAAUAGGUUCUGAUAACACAAUAACUUAUAACAUCCAUAAUCUGUGGGUACGAGUAAUCUGUGCCUCACUUUCGACAACAUUUUUACGUAAUAAUGAGUAUAAAUAUUUUGCCAUUAAAUUAAACUAUAGAAUCACUUCAGGAGCGAAGUGUUUGAACAGAUUUUGUUUGUUUUUAAACAUAAUUAUUGCUAUAAAAUUUGAUAUUUUUAUUAUACAUUAAAUAAGUUUAAUAUAAGUUAUGCAGAAGUUUUAUGUAUAAAAAAUUAAAACGAAAUGUCGUUUUUCUAAUUGAGCCGUAAAUAUAUUUAUGUAUAUAAACACUGAACUAUUGUUUUGUUUAUAAGAAUUGGG
Molecule: messenger RNA, 3258 nt
Organism: Medioppia subpectinata
Lineage: Eukaryota; Metazoa; Arthropoda; Arachnida; Sarcoptiformes; Oppiidae
Source: the annotation of a GenBank genome assembly